CUGUCCCACUCACUCCGUUUCUCUUCUGCGGAGCGGGCGCGCGGUCACACACAGCUCGAGAGUCUCUGGAAUGAGCCUUAGCAGGCGGACGGACAUGAGAAAAGUGUGUGCACGCAUGGACCGAGAACAUGGAGUGUUAUGAAAGAAAUGGAGAAGGCGGCGCAGUCCUUUUCUACGUCUGAAUUCAGCGGUGACGUUAAGUGCGAGGCUGUGGAGUGACAGAAAGAACCGUUAGCUGAACGGCUCGCAGCUGCGGGAUAUUUGCCCAACAAUGGUGAUUCCCCACCAGUGAAGAACUCUGCUGCCCUGUACCCCCUGCCUCCCUCUGUCCCUGACACCUCAACUAAACAAAUUUCCAUAUCCCUUAUCCUUUUAUCCCAUCUUCCUGGAACCCUCCAGUUCAGUCCCUCCUCCCUCCCAAAUCCCCUCUUUGUUCCAAAUAUGGACUCCUCUGGAGAAAUAACCUCAGCCCAGGAUGGACAUGUCGACCCCGGGUGCAGACCUAGUCGCUCUGAUCUCAGCGGACUCUACCAUCUGGGUCGGACGUUGGGCAGGGGCCACUUUGCCGUGGUCAAACUGGCUCGCCAUGUCAACACUGGGCAACUGGUUGCUGUCAAGAUGAUUGACAAGACAAAACUUGAUGUUAUGGCAACAAGCCACCUCUUACAGGAAGUGAGGUGCAUGAGGCUGGUGCAGCACCCCAACGUGGUUCGCCUCUACGAGGUCAUCGACACACCCACCACCCUCUACCUGGUCAUGGAGCUGGCCGAGGGAGGCGACCUCUACGACUACAUCCUCCGGCAUGAGGGAGGUGUAGCUGAGGGCACCGCCAAGCGUCAUUUUGCCCAGAUUGUGCGUGCUGUGGCGUACUGCCACCAGCUCCACGUGGUGCACCGGGAUUUGAAGCCAGAGAAUGUGGUCUUCUUUCCUCAGCAGGGGGCUGUGAAGCUGACAGACUUUGGGUUCAGCAACUUAUUCCAACCCGGGGCGAUGUUGGCCACCAGCUGUGGGUCGCUGGCGUACUCCGCACCAGAGAUAUUGCUGGGAGAAGAGUAUGAUGCUCCAGCUGUGGAUAUCUGGUCCCUUGGGGUGAUCCUGUACAUGUUGGUGUGUGGAGUCCCUCCCUUUCAAGAAACCAACGACAGUGAGACUCUGGUCAUGAUUCUGGACUGUCGCUACUGCGUCCCCGAACAUGUCUCAGACGACUGCAGAGAUCUGAUCUCCAUGAUGCUCCAGAAGAAUCCAUCUCGCCGCGCCUCACUUGAGGAGAUCGAGGCCCAUCACUGGCUGCAGGGGCUGGAUAACGCCCUGCUCAGUCCAGAGUCCCCACCACACUGGCUGUCAGGGGCUCUCUCUCCCAGCUCUCCUCGCUCAGGAGUACCUGAGUGCGGGGACCUGCUCGCCGCGAGGCCCCCGCCUCAGCAGGCUUUUCCUGGACCCUGGCAGCCGAGUCUCAGCUUCACCCUCCGUCCACCUCCGGCUGAAGAGCCUCCGGUCACCAAGAAUGUGCCUGCGCUACAGCAGAUCUGUGAGGAAGAAGAAGAAGAGGAGGAGGAGGAUGUGGAAGUGGGCAGCUUGGCAAACGAGGGUGAAGGUUUUGCAUCUUUGUUGGUGGCAGAGACAGAGAGAGAAGCUGAGGAGAUGUUCAAUGGAGCAGAUGAUCAAGAGUACAGGGAAGAGGAACAAAAAGAAGAAUUAGGAAGCUCAGUGGAGAUAAUGGAGGAGGAAAAGGAGGAGCAGGAAGAAAAGGCAGGGAUGGAGAUGGAAAUAGAAAAAGAAGACAGUGGGUGUGUGAUUUCCGACCAGCCAGUCAGUCAUGCAGACAAACCGGUCAGUCAGACACCUCAAGUUCCACCAUCAUCUCUGCUUGGUUUGGGGGUACCCUGCUGUCAGGGGCAGCCAGGAAAGGACGAGGAGACUGAACCUAACAACAACAACAACAAACCUGCUCCUCUCCUCCCUGAAACUUCUGUCCCUGCGUCCUCUGUGAGACUCAUCCUGUAUGAGAAGGAGGCGCAAAAAACAGGAAGAGAAGGAGAACAAGACGAGAAAACAGAGGAGGGUGGAAGAGUUGACCUCAUAACAGACAGAUCUCAACCCCACAAUGCUUUGGGCACCCGGGAUGAGGCUGCCCCGAAGGCGGAGCAGGGGAAACGACACAGCAUAAAGCUGCGUGAGAGACUCUUUCAGUUCCCUCUGUGUGAGAAAGCUCUGGCCUUAAACAUACCGACACACACCAAGCCCAAGAUCCUGCCACUGGCACAGUACAACUGCUGCCAUGUGCUUUAAGUGAAACCAGCCUGGGUGCUGCCUGUGAUGUGCUGCUCACUUGGGACAUGCAGGCUGUUUAGCAGUAGGCAGGUGGCUGGCUACAGAGCACAAACCUUGUGAAGUGGCAAGCCACUGAGCUCCCUGCUGAGCCUCUCUGCUGCAGAGACCUUGAGGCAAGAGAGCAAAGACCCUCAGCAUGCAAACACCCAGUGUACAGGAUGGGACGUGUACAGCUUCAUACCCACAAACACUCAGUUCUAGCAUUGUGCUCAUGUAAUGAACAUUGUGUUGUGCUAGAGGUGGUGUACAGCACAUAGUCAGAAUUAGUAGAACCUCAUGCAUUUGCUGCUGUGUACAGAAACAACCAUAGAAUCACAAUGACUAGACUGUGUCCAAUCUGUAGCUUAGAAACAAUACUGGACCUACAGGAAGGAGGGAGACUAAAGAAAGAAGAUUGCAGCAAGAAAUAAAAAUAAUGACUGCAACAGUUUUUAUUGAAUAAGCUAUAGUCUAUAUAUUUGUUUGUUUAAAAGGUGCCUACAAUGAUAAAAUGGGUUUCAUCCUGUGUAGUACAUGGCCACCGUGUCAUUUUGUUUCUGACUUUAAAAAGCUCUAAAAGUCAAAAUGGUCUAGUGCUCAGUAGAUCUCUGAUUUCAUACUUUAAAAUAUGUGAGUUAGAAUAAACUUUGGACCAGCUUCUGCUACAGAGUAGCACCCGUUUCCUAUUUUCCUUUGCACAACCUGCUUCUCUCAUUGGUUUAUAAAGCUCUUAAUGUAAGCUCGAUGAAAGAAAGACUAAGACUGUUUGAUAUGAGAUGAUAUGAUAUGAUACUAUGUAAUAUAUGCCUAAGGCUGAGAUGAUGAUACGAUUUUCUGUUCUCUAAAUCCUAAAGUCUUAAUAUAAUGGAUUGUUUUAACAUAGAGUAUAAUAGUAUUGAUAGGAUCAUUGAUCAGGAUGCAGGUCUUCCAUUGUACUUUGAACUUGUUCUUUUUAAUUCUAACAGGUUAAUACUAUUUGAUCAUAACAGCUUUAUUUUGGAUGUUCAGAAGUUCCUUGAUUUUUUUUUUAUGACGUGACAUAGAUAUUAUUACUCUGAAGAGAUACAGGACUUUGUGCAUGUUAUUACUGUUUAUCACAAUAUACCUCCAUGUGUCUAUGAUCUGACAAGACAUUUUUCUUGUGGAACUGUAAGUACCUUGAGGUAACCCACUCAAUGAUGAAUUGCACACAGUAUGACUACUGGUAGCUUUUUUUACAAGCAGUAUCCUGGGACUGAUGGAUAGACUUGUUGUUGGUCAUAUAGACCAAAUGACAGUUUUAUGUUAUUAUGUAGCUGAGGAGUCCCUCUGUAUGGUAGUAUUUACCAUAUAAUGCCUCUUUGUCUUUCUAUAUUUUCUCUUACACACUUUAUUUUUCCUUUUUUGAAGCUGAGACAAGAAGUCUAAAAUUGUGUUAAGAACAGUUAAAGAAGGCCAAAGCUGUACAAUAAGCUACAUCUUCCCCCUAUAGUUCAGUAAACAGAGCUUAUCACUGCAGCUUCAUGGUUUCAACAAAUUGGAUUUUUAACUUGUGACCUGUGAUGGAACGGUCUCUGCCUAUAUAAAGGAGCAGAUGUCACGUGAAAUCUGAUUAUCACUCAUUUCAUCAGCCAUGGAAGCAUAAAAUCUGUGCAGAAGGGGGAUACAAUCCCAUUAUUUGUCCCUGUGUGAUUGCAGCCUGUUUAUCCUCAGCGUGUCUGUGUCUACUGACCUGUAUUGUGACUACGACCACGUCUCUAUGGAGCCAUGAACUUAUUUUUCUGUAUUUAUUUAUUAAAAUGGAUUAAAUAAACAGGA
Messenger RNA from Micropterus dolomieu (smallmouth bass), 4107 nucleotides. RefSeq names its product SNF related kinase b (gene snrkb). Gene Ontology annotation, biological process: microtubule cytoskeleton organization; intracellular signal transduction; protein phosphorylation. Bases 442 to 2289 code for a protein of 615 amino acids. NCBI's taxonomy places the organism in Eukaryota, Metazoa, Chordata, Actinopteri, Centrarchiformes, Centrarchidae. Gene Ontology annotation, cellular component: cytoplasm. The record is from RefSeq and is a predicted model, not a curated record. Gene Ontology annotation, molecular function: tau-protein kinase activity; ATP binding; protein serine/threonine kinase activity. The transcript has 5 exons.